Megalobrama amblycephala (Wuchang bream) is the source of this 2205-nucleotide messenger RNA. RefSeq names its product calcium binding protein 2a (gene cabp2a). NCBI's taxonomy places the organism in Eukaryota, Metazoa, Chordata, Actinopteri, Cypriniformes, Xenocyprididae. The transcript has 7 exons. The coding region runs from base 717 to 1427 and encodes 236 amino acids. Gene Ontology annotation, molecular function: calcium ion binding. The record is from RefSeq and is a predicted model, not a curated record.
CUGAUUUGGCUUCAUCUACCCAUCCAUUUGACCACUGAACCCUUGACACUGUGGCUCAUCCCCUUUCUUAAAACCAUCUGAUGGCUCUCUACCUGCUCUCUACAAUCUUUCUACAAUCCUACAUUCCCUUAUCAGCACUGCCAGCUGCAAUGCACUCACCAUGUAAUCUGGAAUGCAGCGGAUUAUGAAGACCUUUCCCACCCCUGCCUGGCCCAUCAUUCGUUCUCUCUCUCUCCAUUUCUCUCCUCAUCCCUCCAUCCCUUCCUAUUUUGUACUGUGCCAGAACAUUCAUGCAGUGCGAUUAAAGUCGGUCACAAGGCAAAAUGAGGAUGUGAAAUAACAUGGCAAAAGAAACAAAGGGGAGGAAAGAACAUGCAGUGAGAGAGAAAACAGACAACAGAUGCAAGAUUCGAGAGCAUCAGGAUUAGUGCGCUCAGAAAAUCCUGGAAAUACCGUUUCUGGCUGAGGGAACAGGUCUUACUGAUCUCAUGACGUGACUGUUUUUUAACAUCACUACCCAUCAACUCUUGUUUAAGCAACUCCGCCCCCCUCUUGGGAUAUUCUGAAAACGGGGAUCGUAUGUCGCAAAGUUUAUGUAAUAAUCUGAGGACAGAAACCAAGAGUGAGUGAUAAAGAGGGAGGGGGAGAGACAGAGACAGAGGGAGGGACAGAGAUGACAAGAAAGAGUUGGAGCACUGAGAAUUAGAGAAAUACAAAUGAUGGGAGCAAAACCAUCUAAAAGAAGCAGUAUGAAGAAGGGGAGCCAGCCCCUGGAAGGCAGCGGGCUGCCAUUGGCAACCGCCAUGUUAGGAGCCAGCGGUGAUGCGGCAGCGGAGGAUGAGGAUGAUGAAGAGUUAGGGGACGGUCAGCAGUUUGAGGAGCCGUUAAGUGCACUGGUUCAGAACUGCACCAUGCUACACAACAUUGUUGGCCCCGCCUGCAUCUUCCUCCGACAGAGCUUCGCUCAGGCUCAACUCGACAGAGAUCUACGGCCAGAGGAAAUUGAAGAGCUGAAAGAAGCCUUUAGAGAGUUUGACAAAGAUAAGGACGGCUUCAUUACCUGUAAGGAUCUGGGCGAAUGCAUGAGGACGAUGGGCUACAUGCCUACAGAGAUGGAGCUGAUUGAACUCAGUCAGCAAAUCUGUGGCGGUAGAGUGGACUUUGAGGACUUUGUAGACCUGAUGGGCCCAAAGAUGUUGGCUGAGACUGCAGACAUGAUCGGAGUGAAAGAACUGAGAGAUGCUUUUAGAGAGUUUGAUUCCAAUGGUGAUGGUCAGAUCAGUCUGGCUGAACUGAGGGAAGCCAUGAAGAAACUGAUGGGAGAGCAGCUCAACCACAGAGAGAUUGAUGAGAUCCUCAGGGAUGUUGACCUCAAUGGAGACGGGCUGGUUGACUUUGAAGAGUUUGUCCGAAUGAUGUCUCGCUAACUUAGAGGACACAUGACAAAGGGAGAGAACAAUCAGUUUGCCAACUCCUAAUGUGAAAAAGUGAAAUACUAUGCGUCUCCUUUUAAUUAAAUACCUUAUAUAAUUAAACCAUACUCUUUCUCCAUAUAGAGAGCUUUAUUUCACACAUUGGCUUGUUUUUAUGAUAAAAAAGAAAGGAAAAACUGUGUUUCAACCAACUAACCAUGACCUAAAGUCAAAUUAGACAAAAGACCACAACAAAUUAACUCAUUUUUUAAAGAAGUUUCAUCAUCUGUUCAGAGUUGUAAGGGUAAAGACCAUAGUCUGUAGCACACAUUUUCUAUAAAAGCAUGCUAUAAAAAUUUUAACUACUGAAAAUUGUAUAUGAGAUGUAUAUGGUCAUUGUGGACUGACAAUGCAAAGGCAGGCAGAUAUAAAUCAGUAUUAUGUGUGUUUUAGUAGGUAAACCACUGGCUAAUGGGUCUAGAGUUCCUGUAUGAUGCUUUUAGGACUGUGUUAAUGCAGGAUUUUAGCAUGCAAAACUGGAUAUCAUAAAACUCCGGAAGUGUCUAGAAUUAUUGGACACAAUUACCUGAAGAUCCCUAGUAAAAACCUGUUUCUGACAACCAUGUGAUCUCUCUUUGCAUAUGUUUGUGUUUAAACCAAUGUUUUUUUCUAACUAUCUGUUCUUGCCAACAACACUAUAAAAAAGUUUUUAAGUAUUUUUAUUGUUAUUUUCUGUAUUCAUAAAGAUUGUAAAUAUUCAAUAACUAAGACAAUUAAAUGGAAUUCAUUUAAA